This is a messenger RNA of Condylura cristata (star-nosed mole), 4198 nucleotides long. It is a transcript of the gene CASKIN2, whose product is annotated as CASK interacting protein 2. Bases 524 to 4126 code for a protein of 1200 amino acids. NCBI's taxonomy places the organism in Eukaryota, Metazoa, Chordata, Mammalia, Eulipotyphla, Talpidae. The record is from RefSeq and is a predicted model, not a curated record. The transcript is spliced from 20 exons. Gene Ontology annotation, molecular function: protein binding.
UGUGGGAGCCACCUUCCAGAGUGCCAGAGACCGAGAGGGGUAAGCCGGACCCCCGGCGGGGCGGCGGGAAAAGGCUCUGGCCCAGCCUUCAGCAGGGGUGCUGCACCUUUUCUGGGCCCCUGAGACCUGCCCGCACCACCGCCUCAGGCCUGAGGAAUGUUGGCUGCUCUCUGGGUGGGCACUGGUGCUCCUAAGCCAAGCCGGGAACACUGGCGAGCCCAGCCCCAGCCCAUCCCGGAGCCGUCGGAAGCUGCAAGCUGAUCUCUGUCCAGAUUUCCACGCAACCUCCGCCCCCUCAGAGAUCUGCUUUCCUGCUGGUGGGGCAGCUCACGGAGCACCUUUAAGCGUGCGAUCCUGUCAGCACCUGACAAGGACCCUGCUGCCUGGGCCACCGGACACGCUCCCCCCGGAGAUUCCCGGCCCUCUGGAGGGCCAAGGCAUGGCACCGUGACGCCCCACCUGAGGCCCCGCUCCCCACUUCUGUCCUGGACUUCUGAGCCUGGAGUCUAGCCCAGGGACCAGGAUGGGUCGUGAGCAGGACCUGAUUCUCGCCGUCAAGAAUGGAGAUGUGACUGGUGUGCAGAAACUGGUGGCUAAGGUCAAGGCGGCAAAGACAAAGCUCCUCGGCUCCACAAAGAGACUCAACGUCAACUACCAGGAUGCUGACGGCUUCUCUGCUCUCCACCAUGCUGCCUUGGGGGGCAGCCUGGAGCUCAUAGCUUUGCUGCUGGAGGCGCAGGCCACUGUAGACAUCAAGGACAGCAAUGGCAUGCGCCCGCUGCACUACGCCGCCUGGCAGGGCCGGCUGGAGCCCGUGAGGCUGCUGCUGCGGGCCUCUGCGGCCGUGAACGCCGCCUCGCUGGACGGGCAGAUCCCGCUGCACCUGGCCGCCCAGUACGGGCACUAUGAGGUGUCAGAAAUGCUCCUGCAGCAUCAGUCCAACCCCUGCCUGGUCAACAAGGCCAAGAAGACACCCCUGGACCUGGCCUGCGAGUUCGGGCGGCUCAAGGUGGCCCAGCUGCUACUGAACAGCCACCUGUGUGUGGCGCUGCUGGAGGGCGAGGCCAAGGACCCGUGUGACCCCAACUACACCACGCCCCUGCACUUGGCUGCCAAGAACGGCCACCGAGAGGUCAUCAGACAGCUCCUGAGGGCCGGGAUCGAGAUCAACCGCCAGACCAAGACGGGCACGGCGCUCCACGAGGCCGCGCUGUACGGCAAGACCGAGGUGGUGCGGCUGCUGCUGGAGGGCGGAGUGGACGUCAACAUUCGGAAUACCUAUAACCAGACGGCGCUGGACAUCGUCAAUCAGUUCACCACCUCCCAGGCCAGCCGGGAAAUCAAGCAGCUGCUGCGGGAGGCCUCGGGGAUCCUGAAGGUCCGAGCACUCAAGGAUUUCUGGAACCUCCAUGAUCCCACUGCCCUCAAUGUGCGGGCAGGCGACGUCAUCACGGUGUUAGAGCAGCAUCCUGAUGGCCGCUGGAAGGGACACAUUCACGAGAGCCAGAGGGGCACAGACCGGGUGGGCUACUUCCCCCCAGGCAUCGUUGAGGUGGUCAGCAAGCGGGUGGGCAUCCCCACGCCGCGCCUCCCCUCUGCACCAGGCCCCCUGCGCCCAGGCUUCUCCCGGACGCCGCAGCCCCCCGCUGAUGAUCCCCUGCACCCUCUUGCCUAUGGGCAGCUCCCACGGGGGGGCCUCAGCCCAGAUAGCCCAGCAGGUGACAGGAAUAGUGUGGGCAGCGAGGGCAGUGUGGGCAGCAUCCGCAGUGCCGGCAGUGGGCAGAGCUCUGAGGGCACCAACGGCCACGGCACCGGCCUCCUUAUUGAGAAUGCCCAGCCUCUGCCCUCGGCGGGAGACGACCCGGUGCUGCCGGGACUGCACCCCCCGCCCCUGGCAGACAGCUCGAGCCACCGCCCCCUGGCCAACUACCGCUCCGGGGAGCAGCCUUUCACCCAGGACGUGAGGCCAGAGCAGCUGCUGGAGGGGAAGGACGCUCAGGCCAUUCACAACUGGCUGAGCGAGUUCCAGCUGGAGGGCUACACCGCCCACUUCCUGCAGGCUGGUUACGAUGUGCCCACCAUCAGCCGCAUGACCCCUGAGGACCUGACAGCCAUCGGGGUGACCAAGCCGGGGCACAGGAAGAAGAUCGCCUCCGAGAUCGCGCAGCUCAGCAUUGCCGAGUGGCUGCCCAACUACAUCCCGGCGGACCUGCUGGAGUGGCUGUGUGCGCUGGGGCUGCCUCAGUACCACAAGCAGCUUGUGAGCGGUGGCUACGACUCCAUGGGGCUGGUGGCCGACCUCACCUGGGAGGAGCUGCAGGAGAUCGGCGUCAAUAAGCUGGGUCAUCAGAAGAAGCUUAUGCUAGGGGUGAAGAGGCUGGCAGAGCUUCGGCGAGGCCUGCUGCAGGGGGAGGCCCCCGGUGAAGGUGGCCGCCGGCUGGCCAGGGGCCCGGAACUGAUGGCCAUCGAGGGGCUGGAGAAUGGGGACGGUCCCCCUGUGGCUGGCCCACGACUCCUCACCUUCCAGGGCAGCGAGCUGAGCCCAGAACUGCAGGCGGCCAUGGCGGGGGGGGGCCCUGAGCCGCUCCCUCUGCCCCCUGCCCGAUCCCCCAGCCAGGAGAGCAUUGGCGCGCGCUCACGAGGGUCUGGGCACUCACAGGAACAGCCUGCUGCGCAGCCCAGUGGGGGGGACCCCAGCACCCCCCAGGAGAGGAAUCUUCCGGAAGGCACAGAGCGGCCCCCUAAGCUUUGCUCCCCACUUCCCAGCCAAGGGGCCCCCCCUUAUGUUUUUAUGUACCCCCAGGGCUCACCCUCCAGCUCAGCCCCAGGGCCCCCUCCUGGUGCACCCCGAGCCUUCUCCUACUUGGCUGGGUCCCCUGCUGCUCCUCCAGACCCGCCUCGGCCCAAGCGCCGGUCCCACAGCCUGAGCCGCCCUGGCCCAGCCGAGGGGGAAGCAGAGGGCGAGGCCGAAGGGCCGGCAGGCAGCGCCCUGGGCAGUUACGCCACCCUCACUCGGAGACCGGGACGCAGCGCCCUCGCCCGGACCAGCCCCAGCCCGACCCCAACCCGAGGGGCUCCGCGCAGCCAGUCCUUUGCCCUCCGGGCUCGACGCAAAGGGCCCCCACCCCCACCCCCCAAGCGCCUCAGCUCCGUCUCCGGCCCCACCCCAGAGCCUCCACCCCUGGAUGCCAGCCCUGGGCCCAGAGAGGGGGCUUCGGGGCCCAGAAGGCGAACACUGAGUGAGCCAGCCGGCCCGUCAGAGCCCCCAGGCCCAGCGGCCCCCACCGGCCCUGCGUCAGACACAGAGGAGGAGGAACCAGGGCCUGAGGGGACAGCCCCCUCUCGGGGCAGCUCAGGGGAGGGGCUGCCGUUUGCAGAGGAGGGGAACCUGACUAUCAAACAGCGGCCCAAGCCAGCGGGCCCCCCGCCCCGAGAGACGCCUGUGCCCGCCGGCCUCGACUUCAACCUCACAGAGUCCGACACCGUUAAGAGGAGGCCCAAGUGCCGGGAGAGGGAACCGCUGCAGACGGCACUUCUGGCCUUUGGAGUAGCCGGUGCUGCCCCUGGCCCCCCUGCUCCCCCCUCCUCCCAGGCCCUCAGCGAGCCCCCCUUGGCUCCCAGCCUGCCCCAGCCUGACCCCAGCGGGCCUCCAACUCCAAGAGCCCCAGCCCCCGUUGCCCCCAGCCCUUCGAGCCAAGCCCCGUUGCCCCCUUGUCCUGGGCCAGCUCCGGAAAACUCAGCAGGCAGCCGGCGGCAUGGGGACACCGAGGCCCCGGCUGCCCCCGCUGCCCUUGUCAAGGUGCCCGGAACAGGAACCGCCCCGAAGCCUGUGUCUGUGGCCUGCACCCAGCUGGCGUUUUCUGGCCCUAAGCUGGCUCCCCGGCUGGGCCCCCGCCCGGUGCCCCCUCCGAGGCCAGAGAGCACCGGGGCCGCAGGCUCUGGCCUGGCACAGCAGAGACUGGAGCAGACCAGCUCCUCCCUGGCAGCCGCUCUGAGAGCCGCAGAGAAGCGCAUCGGCACCGAGGAGCCAGAAGGCGCCCCAGGCACCUCGACCAAGCACAUCCUGGAUGACAUCAGCACCAUGUUCGACGCCCUUGCUGACCAGCUGGACGCCAUGCUGGACUGAGCAGUGCCCACGGUGCUGCAGCGUCCACUGCUUUGCCCAGCACAAAAGACAGCCCGGGCGCAGGCCAGGGGC